CUAUUCUGAACCAAGCUGUAAUUAGUACAUCGUGGUCUGGUGGGAAGACUUUUUCUCCCUCACGAUCUUUUGUGCACUCGAGAUUUUUCAUGAUGAGAUCGGCAGUCCAACUUCAACCGCCGGGAACGACGCGAAGCACCGUUGAGCGAUCGAGCUUUGUCUGAGAGAGCGAGAGAGAGAGGUAGGGGAGAUCUCGAGAAGAAGGGUUUCUCUGCGCGCACACCUUUUAGUGAUCAAUCCAGAGCGGGCUUCGGGGUGGCUUCAGGAAUUACCUGCUCAGCUAUAUCUCCCUUCCAGUCUCUGUGCCCAAGAUGAGACUACAACAUUUCGGAGCAGAGCAAUCGUGACAAAGCGAAGCAGCCAAUGAAUGUUUAGUCCAUCAAAAAGUCUGUUGCGGAAAAGAAGAACACAGAGUUGAGUCUCUGGAUCUUUGAAGGCCCUUAUGUAUGUGCGACAAUGCGAAAAGAGUUGAUGAGUUAGCACCACAGAAAGGAAAUAACCAUUUCCUGUCCAAGCGGAUCUCAAGACAACAUGGAGAGUGACAAAGACAACCUGACAAAGCAGACAACCACCCUCAGUGCUAAUAAUAAGAACAAUUUCAAUGGAGCCACGCUACCUAAAAAGCACGGCGCAGUGGUGGAGGCGUGGCGGCCUCGACGAUCUCGUUCCCGAUCAACAAGUGAGAACACCAGUGACUUUCAACAACAACUCAAACGACACGCCAGUCAGGCCACAAUGUGGUACACCACAGUUCCACAAUCGAUCACCACACAUUCGUUAGGUUCUCGCCAUGCUCCCACUCGUCGAUCAUUGCGGCAUUCCAGGAUGUUAGUUCUCUCGAAAAAUGGAAGCGUUUCAGGGAAAUAUUUGCCCCACAUCAUCGACCCCUACAAACUCGGGGCAUGUUUGUCCCUCGCACAUUUGGUCACUGGAAUCUGUCUCAUUGGAUUCAUCUUUGUUCUCCUUCAUUGGGCUCCGUAUUUGGCAUCUUCGGACGUUUCACAUUUUUCAGGCCCUCCACAAUUCAUCGCCGCCUGGUUUUCCUUCAUGAUAAUGACCUGCUUUCGUUACUUCUAUCCCGGGACAAAACGAAAGGCAUGCGUGUUCCCCGCGAAGCGAUGGCACUUGAUGUGGAGUGCCCUUUUCAUGGGAUUGUCCUCAUUGUGCGCCUUAGCAGCUUUCUUGGUUCAUACCGCCCAUCUCUACUAUCUGUUCGUGGCCAUUCCGAGGUGUUCCGUGGCAGAAGUGAGCCGGGAUGAGUUCACGUCCCCUUGGUUAGGAUCUCUUACCAACUUGACUCAGGUCGAGCCAGUCAAAUGCAUUUGUCAGUAUAACCCUACCCGAUUGGACCAGAGCCUGAUCUAUUGGGGCCUUUCGUGCAUCGACGUGAAACGCGUGUUGCCCUUCUUCUUGACUACCGCCUCGGUCAUCAACUUCAUAGGCUGCUUCGUGGGCUUUUGGUACGUGGGCUUGGUCAUUCGAAGCUUGAUUCGAUCUUGGACCGCCCGUUCAUUCUGGUUUACCCACCGCUCACCCGAUGCGGCCAAAUUACCAAUGAUAUCUUAGAAUAAAAUUAUCGAUUAAAACAGA
Messenger RNA from Tigriopus californicus, 1590 nucleotides. RefSeq lists its product as uncharacterized. The record is from RefSeq and is a predicted model, not a curated record. Gene Ontology annotation, cellular component: sarcolemma; dystrophin-associated glycoprotein complex. The transcript has 4 exons. Lineage: Eukaryota; Metazoa; Arthropoda; Copepoda; Harpacticoida; Harpacticidae. The coding region runs from base 532 to 1566 and encodes 344 amino acids.